AGGAAAGUUUGAAAAAUGAAGACAUUAGCAAGAUUUGUUCUGGGCCUUGUCAUCUUGGAUGCUGCUGUGGCUGCACCAACUCUAGAGUCCAUCAACUAUGACUCAGAAACCUAUGAUGCCACCUUGGAAGACCUGGAUAAUUUAUACAACUAUGAAAACAUCCCUAUUGAUCAAGCUGAGAUUGAAAUAGCGACAGUGAUGCCUUCAGGGAACAGAGAGCUCCUCACUCCACCCCCACAGCCCAAAGAAGCCCAGGAGGAGGAGGGGGAGGAGGAAUCCACCCCCAGGCUGAUCGAUGGCUCUUCCCCACAGGAGCCCGAAUUCACGGGGGUUCUGGGCCCCCACACCAAUGAAGACUUUCCGACCUGCCUUCUGUGUACCUGUAUAAGUACCACCGUAUACUGUGAUGACCACGAACUUGAUGCUAUUCCUCCAUUACCCAAGAACACUGCUUAUUUCUAUUCCCGCUUUAACAGAAUAAAAAAGAUCAACAGAAACGACUUUGCAAGCCUAAAUGAUUUAAGAAGGAUUGAUAUGACAUCAAAUUUAAUAUCUGAGAUUGAUGAAGAUGCAUUCCGAAAGCUGCCUCAACUUCGAGAGCUUGUUUUGCGUGACAACAAAAUACGGCAGCUCCCAGAAUUGCCAACCACUUUGACAUUUAUUGAUAUUAGCAACAAUAGACUUGGAAGAAAAGGGAUAAAGCAAGAGGCAUUUAAAGAUAUGUAUGAUCUCCAUCAUCUAUACCUCACUGAUAACAACUUGGACCACAUUCCUCUGCCCCUCCCAGAAAACCUACGGGCCCUUCACCUCCAGAAUAACAACAUUCUGGAGAUGCAUGAAGAUACAUUCUGCAAUGUUAAAAAUUUGACUUAUAUUCGUAAGGCACUAGAGGACAUUCGAUUGGAUGGAAACCCUAUCAAUCUCAGCAAAACUCCUCAAGCAUACUUGUGUCUACCUCGUUUGCCUAUUGGGAGCCUUGUCUAAUUUCAGAUAAUGGUUAGCAUUAUGAGGCCUACCAUAGCAAAACAAUUCUUACUGCUUUCUUCAAAAACAAAACUCAGCAUGAUACUUUCAAAUCAUGUUCUGAAAGAUGAAAAUAAUUACAUGAAAUAUUUAAUACAACUAAAAGUGUUAAAUUCUGAUGAAAAUUUAAUAAUUUAAGAAAACACUAAAUGGGGUAAGAAUAAAUUUACAAGAUGUACAGAAAGAACAAAACUAAGUGAUACAAAAUAUUUCACAGAUAUUCUUAUAAAUCACAUAUAACUUGCAAAUUUUAGGGGUUCAUAUCCUAUAUAAUUUCAAGUUAAGUCUGUAAUAAAGAAAAGUUUUAAAACACUUCAGCUAUUUUGCCAAGAUUUAGAUGUUUUUAAUUAAACCUUUGUAUUCCUUUUUUUCACUAAAGCAUGUUUUUUUCCCCUAAUUCAUUAAAGCAUGAAGAAAAGAAUAAAUGUAUUUGAAAAUUA
Messenger RNA from Microcebus murinus (gray mouse lemur), 1463 nucleotides. It is a transcript of the gene EPYC, whose product is annotated as epiphycan. The record is from RefSeq and is a predicted model, not a curated record. NCBI's taxonomy places the organism in Eukaryota, Metazoa, Chordata, Mammalia, Primates, Cheirogaleidae. Gene Ontology annotation, cellular component: extracellular matrix. Gene Ontology annotation, biological process: articular cartilage development; bone development. Gene Ontology annotation, molecular function: protein binding.